Molecule: messenger RNA, 12211 nt
Organism: Coregonus sp. 'balchen'
Lineage: Eukaryota; Metazoa; Chordata; Actinopteri; Salmoniformes; Salmonidae
Source: the annotation of a GenBank genome assembly
AUGGGCUUCGCCAGACUCUUCAACUCUCCUCUCAAACCGCUGGCGGACCUUGACCCCGUCGUGGUGACAUUCUGGUACAGGGCCCCUGAGCUUCUGCUAGGGGCCAGACAUUACACCAAAGCAAUCGGUGAGUCGUUAGCCUUAAGGCAAGAGGUACAUGCAUCAAAAUACGUUUCAGAUAAAUUAUUAUGUAACCUGAUUUAUUUUCAUACAGAAGGUACAGACGUUGAAAGAAGUUUCAGAUAAGUUAUUGUGUAACCUGAAUUAUAUUCAUACCUAACACAUGCUUCCUAUUUUGUAACCAAAGCGCAGAGAUUAGAUGGAAAUGAAUUGAAAACCAACCAGCACAGGCAGGCCAGUAGAACUUUGCUCUUUGAUUGUUUACUUAGACAGUAUUUGCAUUUACUCUCAUUACUGUAUGCCAGCCUCAGAGCCAUAUAUGGUCCUGUGUGGCUCAGUUGGUACAGCAUGGCGCUUGCAACGCCAGAGUUGUGGUUUCGAUUCCCACGGGGGACCAGUAAGAAAAAGGACGAAAAAUGAAUGCACUCACUAUUGUAAGUCACUCUGGAUAAGAGUGUCUGCUAAAUGACUAAAAUUUUAAAUAUACAGCUCUGGUCAGACUCAGCCUCAGUAUACGUGGACAUUCACAGAUACCAUGUGGGUGUCGUUGACAGCUAGGGCCUGACAAGCAGUGUGAUACAUGGUCUUUAUCUGUAUGAGGGGUAUGUCUUGUUGUGUAUAAUUAGCUAGACGACAUCCCUAGCAACACGCAGGCUCAAACACUCUUACAUUCCUAUUUAUAAGGCCAUUUUAGGAAUACUGCCAUUUUAUCUAUCCUCUCUUCUAGCUUGAAAUGAAAAUGCAUACAUGCUCGGAUCUCAGUCUUGUUUUAUGCUAAGAGUCCCGAAAAUUAGAACCGAGCAUAGAAAAAGGUCAUUUUAUUACUCAGCCCCCUGGUCUUGGAAUUCCCUCCAAGCCAACCUAAAACUAAAGGACCUGUGUCCAUGGGGGAGUUCAUAGUCCAAAUAGAUGAACAGGUUGUUGAGACAGUCACAACUUUGCUUUGCCCUAUGGAAGGAAGCAUGUUGUUUUACAGAUUCAUUGUAUUAUUUCACACACACCACACACAUGCCUGCAUGCACACACACACAUCCACUGUUUCUUUGCUGUUGUAUUUGUACUGUUGCUGUGACGAGUACUGAGUAUACGAAGAGGCAGGAUGCAGACGCAGGAAUUAACAAGGUCAAGGUUUACUUAACAAAGAGAAAUAACAAAGAUAGCGUAAACAACACAAAGCUAAACAAUCACUCACAACAUCAUCCAGAACAGUCCAGGGCUAAAUAGGUGUGGUGAUGAGAUGAUGAGGUGCAGGUGCGCUGGAGGUGAUUAGGGUGCGUUGGGUUUCCAUUCAGGUGUUGCGCUCAGACCGGUGGCUCAGUAGACCAGAAUGCCGGAGGGGAGUAACGGGAGGAGACGUGACAGUCCCCCCCCCCCCCCCUGGACGUGCAGCUCCAGCCGCUGGAUGUCGCUGGCCAGGAGGACGACCCCGAGGACGAGGAGCGGGCUGGUCAGGGCAGCGACGGUGGAAGUCCCGAAUUAGGUUGGGGUCCAGAUCGUCCCCAGCUAGAACCCAGCUCCUCUCCUCAGGACCAUACCCCUCCCAGUCCACCAGGUAAUGGAGCCGUCCCCCACGGAACCUGGAGUACAGCAGGUCGCUCACCGCAUAUGCCGGACUCCCGUCAAUGUCCAGGUGCGGAGGAGGCGUACCCCGGGGGACGGCAUCCGCCAGAGGACCAGGAACCACCGGCCUGAGGAGAGACACAUGAAAAGUGGGUUAGACACGGUAGUGAGGAGGAAGGAGCAGCCGGUAUGAUACCUUAUUUAUCCGCCGGAGGACCUUAAACGGCCCCACAAGCCGGGGGCUCAGUUUCUUCCAGGGCAGGCUGAGAGGGAGGUUUUUUGUGGACAGCCAGACACGAUCCCCAGGCUGGAAUACAGGGGCCUCAAUGCGGUGGUGGUCGGCUUGGUCCUUCUGCCGACGAAUGGCCCUCUGGAGAUGGACAUGGGCGGCGUCCCACACCUGUACGGCCCUAUGGAACCACUCAUCGACAGCGGGAGCAUCGGUCUGGCUGGGUGUCCAAGGGGCCAGGGCUGGCUGGUACCCCAGGACGCACUGGAAGGGAGUGAGCCCCGUGGAGGAGUGAACGAGGGAGUUCUGGGCAUAUUCUGCCCAGGGAAGAAACCUCGCCCACUCACCCUGCCGGUCCUGACAGUGGCAACGAAGAAACCUCCCCAGCUCCUGGUUCAUGCGCUCCACCUGCCCAUUCGACUGAGGCCUAUACCCAGAAGUGAGGCUGGCCGUGGCCCAGAUCUUCUCCAGGAAAGCCUUCCACACUCAGGAGGUGAAUUGGGGUCCACGGUCCGAGACGAUGUCCUCCGGAAGUCUAUAAUGCCGGAAGACCUGUUGGAACAGGACCUCAAAGACCUGGAGAGCAGAAGGAAGACCAGUUAGUGGCAAAAAACGGCAUGAUUUGGAGAACCAAUCUACGACCACCAUGACUGUGGUGAAGCCGUCAGAAUGUGGAAGGUUGGUGACAAAGUCUAUGGAUAGGUGUGACCAAGGUCGCUGAGGCACUGGGAGAGGAACUAGUUUGCCUGCCGGGGCGUUCCGAGGUGUCUUCGUUUGGGCACAUACGGAACAGGAGUUGACAUAGUGGGAGACAUCAGAAGCCAAGGUGGGCCACCCGUAUUUUUGGGCCAGAGAAUGCAGGGUGCGCGUAAUACCAGAGUGUCCUGCCGUAAGGGUAGUGUGCGCCCAAAUCAGCAGGCAGUCACGGACACUGGUGGGUACAUACACGCGCCCCGGAGGGGCGUUGGCAGGUGCUGGGUCCUCCUGAGCCGCCAGGCGAAUGUCUUCGUCCACAUCCCAAACGACAGGUGCAAUGAUGAGAGACGAGGGCAGGAUAGGACCCCCCAGAUCCUUCCUUUCUCCGGUAUGGUGGAUCCUGGAGAGUGCGUCGGCCUUCACAUGCUGGGAUCCUGGGCGGUAGGACAGAAUGAAUUGGAAGCGAGUGAGAAAUUGGGCCCACCUAGCUUGACGAGAGUUCAUCCGUUUCGCUGCCCGUUUGUGCUCCAAAUUCCGGUGGUCAGUAAGAAUCCGGAAUGGAUGUACUGCGCCCUCCAGCCGGUGUCUCCAUUCCUCCAGAGCGAGGACCACCGCCAACAGCUCCCUGUCUCCAACUCCAUAGUUCCUCUCUGCGGGGGUAAGCUUUUUAGAGAAAAAGGCACAGGGAUACAUUUGCUCUGGCUUACCGUGCCACUGAGAGAGGACCGCACCCACGCCCUUCUCCGAUGCGUCCACCUCCAGGAUGAAAGGACGAGAUGGAUCUGGGUGUUUUAGGAUGGGCGCGGUGGUGAACCUCUCCUUCAGCCUCUUGAAGGCAGCGUCAGCCUCAGGGUCCCAGGCCAGCUUCUGAGACCCACCCUUAAGGAGAGAGGUGAGCGGGUCGGCUAUGGAGCUGAAGGACCUGAUGAAACACCGGUAGAAAUUGGCAAAGCCCAGGAAGCUAUGUAGGCCCUUGAUGAUGGUGGGAACUGGCCAUGACCUGACGGCGUCCGUCUUCACUCCUUCCAUGAACACCCUGUGAGGACUGAUCCUGUAUCCCAGGAAGGAGAUGGCCUGUUGGUGGAAUUCACAUUUCUCCCCCUUCACCAACAGGCUGCUCGAACGUAGCCGAGUAGAUCACGAUAUCGUCGAUGUACACCACCACCUGUCUAAUAAACACGUCAUUGACGAAGGACUGGAACACAGAAGGUGCGUUGGCGAGGCCGUAGGGCAUGACGCAGUAUUCAUAGUGGCCUGAGGUAGUGCUGAAUGCCGUCUUCCACUCGUCUCCUUCCCGGAUUCGGAUCAGGUUGUAGGCACUCCUCAGGUCCAACUUGGCAAAGUACCGGGCCCCUCGUAGCUGCUCGAUGGCCGACGGAACCAGAGGGAGGGGGUACUGGUACUUGGUGGUGACUGUGUUCAGCACCCCUGUAGUCAAUGCAUGGUCUCAGUCCGCCGUCUUUUUUGGCCACGAAGAAGAAGCUGGCAGAGGCAGGAGAGGUAGAGAUUCUGAUGAACCCCUGUUUCAAAGGUCUCCGCCACAUACUUCUCCAUGGCCUCAGUCUCCGCCAUGGAAAGGGGGUAAAUGCGACUCUUCGGGGGGUGUUGUCCCUCCAGCAGGUCAAUGGCGCAGUCCCAGGGCCUGUGAGGAGGGAGACACAUAGCAUUUAAUGAAGAGAAGACAUCGGAGAGAUCUGCAUACUCACGUGGAAUGUUGGGCUGGAGGGCGGACUCCGGACUCUCCGCUGACGUGGAACAACAAACCACCAGCAGGAAGGUCUUCUGGCAUGAGGUAGACCAGGCUGUGAUCCUCUUGGUGCUCCAAUUGAUGGUGGGGUUGUGUAGUCUGAGCCAGGGCAAUCCCAAGACGAUCCGGUGAAGGGGUGACGUGACGAUGUGGAAUGACAGCUCCUCGUGGUGCUCCAGUAGUGUGGGAAUGGAGAUGGGGAGAGUGACGUGCGUAAUGAUGCCUGAUCCAAGGGGUUUAUUGUCCAGUGAGGUGACGUGUAGUGGAGAGGGCAGUGGCACGCUGGACAACCCCCAUUCAGAGACCAGCUCCCUAUCUAUAAGGUUCCCUGCUGAUCCGGAAUCUAUCAUAGCAGUAGAAAUGGAAGAGAAGGAAUAACUAGACACCGUUAUGGGAACUAAAAACAAUGGUUUUGUGAUAGGAGCUGACGUAACACUCACGGAGCGGCGUCGGGAGUCAUAACGCCUAGAUAGGGAGCCACCAGGAGAUCUGUGGUCCGUGGUGGUGUAGGGGGUGCUGCCCACCUCCAUGGGUGAUGACUCGGAAGCAGGGCGCCUUCCAUAGCUCAGAUGGGGUGAGCGUCAAGGCUCCGGGAGGUGUUGGGAACGCGGUCUCUCUCUCAACAUGUCGUCAAGACGGAUGGACGUGGUGAUAAGGGUAUCAAGGUCCAUCUCGUCUUCCCGACAUGUGAGUUCCGUCUUGAUGUCCCCCCGUAAGCCUCUCCUGAAGGCCGUGCGCAGAGCACGCUCAUUCCAGCCGGAAGACACCGCCACCGUGUGAAAGCUCAGAGCGUACUCAGACGCGGGCCCCUCUCUCUGUUGUAGAUGGAGGAGACACUCACCCCCAUCCUUUCCCUCCGUGAGAUGAUCAAACACUGCCCUGAACCGAGCGAGGAAGGUGGGGUAGGGUAGUGCCACUGCCUCCUCUCCUUCCCAGACUACCGUGGCCCAAUCCAGCGCCUUUCUUUUAAGUAGUGAAAUCACCAGCGCUAUCCUGGCUUGGUCAGAUGGAUAUGCCCCAGGCUGACAAGCCAGAUAAAGUGAAACCUGUAGCAGGAAGCCGCUACAUUUAGUAGUUUUACCGUCAUAGCGCUCCGGUAGGGCGAGGGUUCCCGCAAAAGUGGGUGAUAGCACGGGAAGAGGUGGAUUGGGGGCACUCGCCGCUCCCUGAGGUGGAACCGGAGCACUGGGCAGAUUAUGCAGAGUUUGGAGCACUUCCUUCAUGGCGGCGUUCAACUGGGCAAGCCGCUGCUGGUAUAGGUCGAGGCACUGGGAAACUCCUGCUGCAUCCAUUUUCGUGAGGUGUGUGAUUCUGUGACGAGUACUGAUAUACGAAGAGGCAGGACGCAGACGCAGGAAUUAACAAGGUCAAGGUUUACUUAACAAAGACAAAGAGAAAUAACAAAGAUAGCGUAAACGACACGAAGCUAAACAAUCACAAAGAACAGUCCAGGGCUAAAUAGGGGUGGUGAUGAGAUGAUGAGGUGCAGGUGCGCUGGAGGUGAUUAGGGUGCGAUUAGGGUGAGUUGGGUUUCCAUUCCGGUGUAGCCGAGGUGGUGCGCUCAGACCGGUGGCUCAGUAGACCGGCGAAUCAGAGCGCCGGAGGGGCGCAACGGGAGGAAACGUUACAGUUGCCAGUCUUCUGUCUGUGUUUUUGUCUUUUUUGUCUUAAAUGGAAUUUGUUCUUAAUUGACUUGCCUGGUUAAAUAAAGGUUAAAUAAAAAAAUCCCUGGAAUACUUGCCUGGGAAUGUCAAGUAUAACUGACAUACAGUGGGGAGAACAAGUAUUUGAUACACUGCCGAUUUUGCAGGUUUUCCUACUUACAAAGCAUGUAGAGGUCUGUAAUUUUUAUCAUAGGUACACUUCAACUGUGAGCGACGGAAUCUAAAACAAAAAUCCAUAAAAUCACAUUGUAUGAUUUUUAAGUAAUUAAUUUGCAUUUUAUUGCAUGACAUAAGUAUUUGAUACAUCAGAAAAGCAGAACUUAAUAUUUGGUACAGAAACCUUUGUUUGCAAUUACAGAGAUCAUACAUUUCCUGUAGGUCUUGACCAGGUUUGCACACACUGCAGCAGGGAUUUUGGCCCACUCCUCCAUACAGACCUUCUCCAGAUCCUUCAGGUUUCGGGGCUGUCGCUGGGCAAUACGGACUUUCAGCUCCCUCCAAAGAUUUUUUAUUGGGUUCAGGUCUGGAGACUGGCUAGGCCACUCCAGGACCUUGAGAUGCUUCUUACGGAGCCACUCCUUAGUUGCCCUGGCUGUGUGUUUUGGGUCGUUGUCAUGCUGGAAGACCCAGCCACGACCCAUCUUCGAUAAUCUUACUGAGGGAAGGAGGUUGUUGGCCAAGAUCUCGCGAUAGAUGGCCCCAUCCAUCCUCCCCUCAAUACGGUGCAGUCGUCCUGUCCCCUUUGCAGAAAACCAUCCCCAAAGAAUGAUGUUUCCACCUCCAUGCUUCACGGUUGGGAUGGUGUUCUUGGGGUUGUACUCAUCCUUCUUCUUCCUCCAAACACGGCGAGUGGAGUUUUGACCAAAAAGCUAUAUUUUUGUCUCAUCAGACCACAUGACCUUCUCCCAUUCCUCCUCUGGAUCAUCCAGAUGGUCAUUGGAAAACUUCAGACGGGCCUGAACAUGCGCUGGCUUGAGCAGGGGGACCUUGCAUGCGCUGCAGGAUUUUAAUCCAUGAUGGUGUAGUGUGUUACUAAUGGUUUUCUUUGAGACUGUGGUCCCAGCUCUCUUCAGGUCAUUGACCAGGUCCUGCCGUGUAGUUCUGGGCUGAUCCCUCACCUUCCUCAUGAUCAUUGAUGCCCCACGAGGUGAGAUCUUGCAUGGAGCCCCAGACCGAGGGUGAUUGACCAUCAUCUUGAACUUCUUCCAUUAUCUAAUAAUUGCGCCAACAGUUGUUGCCUUCUCACCAAGCUGCUUGCCUAUUGUCCUGUAGCCCAUCCCAGCCUUGUGCAGGUCUACAAUUUUAUCCCUGAUGUCCUUACACAGCUCUCUGGUCUUGGCCAUUGUGGAGAGGUUGGAGUCUGUUUGAUUGAGUGUGUGGACAGGUGUCUUUUAUACAGGUAAUGAGUUCAAACAGGUGCAGUUAAUACAGGUAAUGAGUGGAGAACAGGAGGGCUUCUUAAAGAAAAACGAACAGGUCUGUGAGAGCCGGAAUUCUUACUGGUUGGUAGGGGAUCAAUUACUUAUGUCAUGCAAUAAAAUGCAAAUUAAUUACUUAAAAAUCAUACAAUGUGAUUUUAUGGAUUUUUGUUUUAGAUUCCGUCGCUCACAGUUGAAGUGUACCUAUGAUAAAAAUUACAGACCUCUACAUGCUUUGUAAGUAGGAAAACCUGCAAAAUCGGCAGUGUAUCAAAUACUUGUUCUCCCCACUGUAUAUUACUCAAUAGAGCCCUCCAGGCCAAACCGAACAGGGCCUUCGGGAUGUCUGUCAUCACAGAUACAUACAGCGUAGGGGGUCUACACAUUACAGCCUGUGACUGUUCAGUCUCUUUAGUGUGAGAGAUAUUUGGAUACAUCUUCAAGUUUAGAGGAGUUUAGUUUUUCUAUCUUUUUGUCUCAUAAUACACAGUGUACCUAUUGUUUUCUGUGUCCUGUAGUGGAGAAAUAAAAACAUUAUCACGGCCAGAUAGACCUUAAUAAUGCCUCUGUGUCUCCGACAAUGUUUUAAUCCUUCACUCUGUUUCUCCACAAUGGGACAUAUAAUACAAUGGUUACAAAAUGCUAGUUUCCAAACAGAGUGAAAGAUAAAGACAUUGUCACAGACAGAUAGCCCUUGAUUGCUGAUGCCUUUGUGUCCGUCCCUGCUAAGGUCAAAGGUAUAGGCCCAGACCACUCAGUCUAAUUGCUAACUGCUUGUCUGUCCGAUGCAGACAUUUGGGCAAUUGGCUGCAUCUUUGCGGAGCUGCUGACAUCGGAGCCCAUCUUCCACUGUCGCCAGGAGGACAUUAAGACCAGUAACCCUUUCCACCACGACCAGCUGGACAGGAUAUUCAGUGUCAUGGGCUUCCCAGCAGGUCUGACCAGCACGCACACACACACACACACAUUAAUGAUAAGACCAUGUGAAACGCGCAGUAAAAGCCCAGUUACAUUCUCACGGUCAUGAAAGUCAUGACGUAUACUAUGUCAUCAUCAACCUUGUCCUCCUUGUCAUGUGCUUGUUGUCAUAGCUACAAUAUGUACAUUAGAUUACAUUAUCCUCUGAAAGCAGUUAUAGUGGGGUUAAAGUGACUGAUUUUUUUCUGUCUGUUUGAAUUGGUCAGAUAAAGAUUGGGAAGACAUCAGGAAGAUGCCAGAGUACCCCACCCUUCAGAAAGACUUCAGGAGAACGACGUGAGUGGAUAAAGCUUGACAUUCUGACCAUACCUGGGCUUUCUUGGCUGUCAAAAGAUACCUGAACCUUUUACACACAUCUAACAUCACAUUUCAACCUUCUCUCUCAGGCUGACAGCAUUUUGAGACUAUUCACUUGCUUUAAGAUGUCAGUUUUUUCCUUUGCUGUGCUUCACCCAUUCACAGGUAUGCAAAUAGCAGCCUAAUCAAAUACAUGGAGAAACAUAAAGUCAAACCUGACAGCAAGGUUUUCCUGUUGGUAAGCACACCUUCUAGUAACCAUUAGAUGCUUGAACUUAAGUGCCAGUUUAUGAAGGGCAUGCUACAGUAUCUACUCAACCACACCAUAGGGUGAUUUAUACUGGAGAAUAUAAGAUAACAAGGCCCAAUCUAGAUAUUAGUGCUGUAAAACCAAUAAGCCUGGGCUGGCUGAUUGGGUUUGCUUGGCACCACUAACCCAGUGUUCAUUAACCACCUUUCAGCUCCAGAAACUCCUCACAAUGGACCCCACCAAAAGGAUUACGUCUGAACAGGCACUGCAGGACCCAUAUUUCCUGGAGGACCCCUUACCAACCUCAGAGUGAGAGCUACUGAACUUCAUUUUCCAAACACAGUCAUGAUCAUAGCCAUCCUCUCCACACAUUCACCAUGAUAAAUCUGUCUGAUAAACUAACAGUGGAGAUUGUUGAUUCAGUUAACUAAAAACAGCCCACUUCCAAUUUAAUUUUAUAGUCAUAGUCUGGUAUUUGAAUUUCUAGUUUACUGUUAUUAUCUUGAGUGUCCUGGUUGCGUUUUGGUUUCUUGACAUAGAUAGAUCAAGAAUAAUUGGUCUUUGUAUGCACCACACUCAGUCUGUUUUUUUUCUGAUUGUGUGUAUCCCUCGUCUCAUUCUCUCCUGUAGUGUAUUUGCCGGAUGUCAGAUACCUUACCCAAAACGAGAGUUUCUAAAUGAAGACGAGCCAGAUGAGAAAACAGAGAAGGUAAAUAGAGGUGAAAUGCUUUGGGCUAUAGACUAAGAGUGUAAUACGGGGAUAUGCAUCGAAAACCCCCCACAAUUCUGAGCCUUCUUUCUCCAUAUGCUUUUAUUAACAACUGUCAUCGUGCUGUCUGAAUUGACCCAAAACACCUUAAUAAAUAGACCCAAAACACCUUAAGAAAUAGACCCAAAACAACUUAAUAAAUAGACCCAAAACACCUUAAUAAAUAUACCUAAAACACCUUAAGAAAUAGACCCAAAACACCUUAAGAAAUAAACCCUAAACCUUAAUAGAAACAGUAUCACAUGGCUCAGUAAUGGAAUGUCAGCCCAGCAGAAGGGGUUUCAUAAGGUUAUUGAAAGGGUAAGGGUCCAUUGAAAAUGAGCAGUCUGGCCUAGGGUGGUCUGAGCCGCUGCCUCCGGAUCACAUAUACCGCUGCAGCAUGGAUUCGAAUCCGGCCCCAUCUUUACUGUAUACCUCUGUCCUAUCCAAUAAACAGAAAAUAUGUGAGGAGUGGGACUGCCCCAAUCCUUUAAAAUAAGGGAGAAAGAAACAAUCUGUCAGAAGAGAGAAAUACAUACCAGGGGAUAAUAAGGAUUAAGGACAAGCUGCACAACAGCAGCAGCUGCAGCCAGCCCCACAGGUCCAAUCACCUCUGGAGGUGAACGUCACUCAAGUUAGCCCGUCCCCUGAUAGCACAUAGGCUAAACAAAGAAUAUAAAGUUUGUCAGGUGGUGGCCUUUAGUUCAUGGGACACCAUGGAUGAGUGAGAUAUGAAUUUAGAGGGAACCCCAGGCCUUCUCUGUCAUACACUUUAUUCAUAUCUCACUAAGCUCUCGACGCGUAUCUCACUAAGCUCUCAACGCGUAUCUCACUAAGCUCUCGACGCGUAUCUCACUAAGCUCUCGAUGCGUAUCUCACUAAGCUCUCGAUGCGUAUCUCACUAAGCUCUCGACGCGUAUCUCACUAAGCUCUCGAUGCGUAUCUCACUAAGCUCUCGAUGCGUAUCUCACUAAGCUCUCGACGCGUAUCUCACUAAGCUCUCAAUGCGUAUCUCACUAAGCUCUCGACGCGUAUCUCACUAAGCUCUCGAUGCGUAUCUCACUAAGCUCUCGACGCAUAUCUCACUAAGCUCUCGACGCGUAUCUCACUAAGCUCUCGACGCGUAUCUCACUAAGCUCUCGACGCGUAUCUCACUAAGCUCUCGAUGCGUAUCUCACUAAGCUCUCGACGCGUAUCUCACUAAGCUCUCGAUGCGUAUCUCACUAAGCUCUCGACGCGUAUCUCACUAAGCUCUCGACGCGUAUCUCACUAAGCUCUCGACGCGUAUCUCACUAAGCUCUCGAUGCGUAUCUCACUAAGCUCUCGACGCGUAUCUCACUAAGCUCUCGAUGCGUAUCUCACUUGAGGUAAAGAUCACUAACGUGGAGCCUUUCCCCUGAUAGCAGAUAGGCUACAGGAGGCUUUAUUUGGACCAUAGUGUUACUGAUCAUGUAGGCUGGCUGGUAUCAAACACCAUGUUGUGAAUAUACCAGACCCUAUUGAAAGCAGGUGCUUGUAUGAUACCGAGCCAAAUCAGUGUGGGUAAAGGGGAGUGUAUGCAUGUGCUACAGCCAGAGAAAUACCAGUCCUCUUCUUUCUGCGAAUCCCCGGCCCUGCAUCAGACUGGCAGCUGUUGUCAAGUAGGCAACACCUGAUACAAGUGUUGCCUCAGAGCAGCCGUCAGGAAGGCUGCAGGGCCUCUGUGCCAACCAGGGCCCAUAGCGUAUGAGAGGGACUCAUUGUUUUAGCUGACCCUAAUGUUCACGUGUCUCAGCCUCGUGGUUUUGGAGAUGUUGAGAAGUGGUAAGCUGGGCUGAAGGCUCAGAGCGUAAUUCUUGUAAAUCAUUUCAGCCCACUGUUUAUCAGGCCCAAACAAACACCACAAUACUGGGAACAUACUUCCCAGUUCCCAAAUACUGGAAACAGUGACCAUGAUUGAUCAGUGAGCGAUUGUUCAUUUGGCUGUUGUUGAACAGUGAUGUUGUCUUGAUACCAUUUAUUGAGUGAGCAGUUUCCAUAGUGACCUUAUUUACAAUGUGUAUGUAUGGAAUAUGUUUUGUAUGGAUAGGAAACUGUGAGUAUGUUGGUGCAAAAUGGGAGAUUACAACAGAGUUGUACUCCAAGGAAACUGUUAGUAUGUUGGUGCGCAUUGGAAUAUUAUUACAGUCUCCAUCUGUUACUCUGUAUCUGUCCAACUGAACAUGAAUGUGUUUGUCCUCCAUCAGAACCAGGCCCAACAGCACCAGCAGACGACAGCCCAGGCCCAGCAGCAGAGUGGCACCCAGCAGGCUUCUAACCAGCAGAGUUCUACCCAGACCAACGGCAACGCAGGGGCCACUGGAGCCAAUGCCGGGGGAGGCCUCCAGCACGGCCAGGACCAGGGGCCCCCGAACAAGAAAUCUCGCAUCGGGCCCUCGGGAGCCUCCUCAGGCACUGGGGUCCACCAGGUUCAGGUUUUUACGGCCUUACACACAUCCAUAGUAUUACUGUCCGUUUUUAAUUAA